Molecule: messenger RNA, 1434 nt
Organism: Mesorhabditis belari
Lineage: Eukaryota; Metazoa; Nematoda; Chromadorea; Rhabditida; Rhabditidae
Source: the annotation of a GenBank genome assembly
AUGCCCGGCGCUGGAUCGGCGAGAAACGCGCCCGAUUUACAGAUUCAAAAUGGGAAACAAAACGGUUUCUCGACAGUCGCUCCACAAGUGAUGAUCGAAGGGAAUCCGAAAGUGCCCGAGACUCGACUCUACAAAAAGAGAUGGGCAAUUCUCGUCAUGUUCUGUUUACUCUCAGCCUCAAACGGUGCUCAAUGGAUCAUCUACUCGAUCAUCUCGCCGAUCAUUUCCGAUUUCUACGGUGUUUCCUAUGCAGCCAUCAAUUGGACAUCGAUGGUUUACAUGCUCACCUAUAUCUUCUUCUUCAUCCCUGCAGCCUGGCUUCUCGACAAAUACGGUCUUCGUCUAUCGAUUCUACUGGGAGCUGCUGGGAAUUGCAUUGGUGCAUGGAUUAGGAUAUUUUCAACAACACCAGAUGCGUUCUGGAUCACGAUGAUCGGUCAAACAAUCGUCGGAGCGUCACAGAUGUUCACCCUGGGAGCUCCACCACGAUUAGCGGCUGUAUGGUUUGGCGCUGAUGAGGUGUCGACGGCUUGUGCAGCGGGAGUCUUCGGAAAUCAGUUGGGCAUCGCAAUCGGUUUCGUCCUUCCACCGAUGAUCGUCCAAAACGGGACAAGCGAGGAGGUGGCCGAGGAUUUGAUGUCACUUUUCCUCUACUCCGCUGUUCUCAACACGAUCAUCUUCACAUUGAUUAUUUGUUUCUUCUCAGCUCGACCCAAAAUGCCGCCCUCAUAUGCCCAAAUCACCGCUCUCGAGCAGUCGAUCGACAGCAAUUUCAUGGGCACAAUGAAGAAAUUGUUGACGAAUAAGGAAUUCUUGUUGCUCUUCUUGACUUAUGGUAUGAAUACGGGUGUUUUCUAUGCGGUGUCCACGAUUCUCGCCGAAAUGAUCGAAGUCGUUUAUCCGGGAGAAAGCGAGGCGAGCGGGAGGAUUGGUUUGGCAAUGGUUUUGGCCGGUAUGUUUGGCUCGGUGGUCGGCGGAGUGUGUCUGGACAAGUUCAAGAAAUUCAAAUUGAUCACCUUCGUUGUUUACUUCUUUUCAUUCCUCGGCAUGGUCUUUUUCACGUUCACUCUCGAGUUAGACAUUUCGAUGGUUUAUACAGGAGCCAUUGCGCUUGGUUUCUUCAUGACAGGCUAUCUGCCGAUCGGUUUCGAGUUUGCCGCCGAGUUGACAUUCCCUUGUGCAGAGGGGACAAUGUCUGGUCUUCUCAAUGCAAGUGCUCAGAUCUUCGGCAUCGCUUUAACAUGGGCUGCCGGAUCGCUUUUGCACUGGUUGGGCAUUUUCACGAGCAACACCGUCAUGAUCGGGGUUCUCAUUUUGGGAACCAUUCUCACUGCUCUGAUUCGCGAGGAUCUCAAGCGGCAAAAGGCGCAAAAAGCCCAAGUGCAUUUGCCUACCUCCGAGACACAACUCACCAGCUAUACCGUGGUGGCCGAU